AUGGUUUUUCCAAAAAUACCCAAUAAACAAAUAGAAAAUGUUUUAAUGAACUUUUAUUUUAGCCCAAAUGAAACUAUCAGAAUCUUAAAUAAUCCAAUUUAUAUGAUGACUUAUCACGGGUUGAUUAUUAUACAAAUCUCAUUGUUAUUUGUUAACUGCUUAUGUAAUGGAUCAGAAUGGUCUUAUUCAAAUGUAUUAACUGGACCGGAAACAUGGAAUCACCACUAUAAAAAUAUGUGUUCAGGUUAUUAUCAAUCACCGAUUGAUUUGAGAUCAGAUAUAUCUAUACUUGAUUUAAAAUUAAAAACUGUGGUAAUUUAUCGAAACACAUCAACUAUUGAGACCACUACAAUUCAAAAUAAUGGUCACUCAGCUGAUGUUACAUUUUCACCAAACACUUGGUUUAUAUCAUUUGAUGGCUUACGUGACUAUAAAUAUGAAAUCGUGAAAAUGCAUUUUCACUGGGGUAAUACUGAUGAUCGUGGAUCUGAGCAUACUAUUGAUGGACGUAGAUUCCCUUUAGAAGGACAUAUUGUAUCGUUUCGAAGACAGAUGUAUUCGUCACCCAGGGAAGCUAUCGGUCGACCAGGUGGACUUGCUGUUCUUGGUAUCAUGCAUAAUAUUGUUGAAUCAAUAAAAUAUGAGCAAACAGUGUUCAAGGCAUAUAACAAUUUUUCUGGUGUACUGAAUUCACAAUUCGCUCCUCCGAAUACUUUGUCAGUUGAUAAUAUGAAUUUAGCGCUAAUUCUAAGUUUGUUGAAUCCUAGUCGUUAUUUUCGCUAUUUUGGUUCAUUAACAACUCCACCAUGCACAGAAAAUGUUCUUUGGACUGUUUUUACGGAUCCAGUGCCAGUUACACGUGAACAGCUCUUUCAAACAAGUUUCAAUGUACUCACUGAUUCGAGUCACUCAACAUUAGUAUGUUGUUUCUAUGCUAUUCAAGGUUGAGAGUAACCGAUGGAGGUGGAGAAAUACUCAUUUUGUGAUAGUUGAUGCUGAUUACCUAUUUUUAUUCCAAAUCAUCAGGGAAUCAAUGUAGUGAUCUGUAUUUAUUACGUGUUUGGAUUUUAGUAAACUAGUACGUUCCGGUUUGAAUCAUGAAUAUUUUCGCCUUAUUUUGAAACAAUGCCUACGAAGCAGAAAUAUCCCACCAACCGUCACCUAGUACAGUGACUUACUUAUGUCAUCCAAAUUCGAACAAAUUAAUCUAGAUGAUUAAUUAAACGUACAAAAAAUUGAACUUCGCUUCAUAAACAAACAUAUAUAAAGAAUAUAGAAAGCAUUCAAACUCUGUUAUAAUCAGGUUUUGUGGAGAUUAUAGUAAUUUAACCAUUGAAUUCAUUAAUCAAUUGAAGCCAGACCACCAUGGAAAACCUAGAAGCACUGGACGGACUUUUUAUUCUAGUAUAGAACUCCGCAGUGCGCAUCCACAAUCCCGCCCCGCAUGAUUCGAACCCAGGGCCUAUGAGUCUCUGAUCGCUGGGAAGUCCCAUACUAGAAUGAAACGGCCGUCCAGUGCUUCCUGGUUUUCCAUGGUGGUCUAGCUUCAAUUAACACACGAAUUCAAUUAUUGAAAUAUUCUGUUGUUCAGUUUGCAAGAAUAACAAUGUUCCUAAAUAGAAGGUGAAAUCAUUACGAGAUUGGGGAUUUCUAUAAGGUAUCAGAUAAACUAUAUUUUAUGAUUGAUAAAAAUACAAGACCUGUUUCCACUGUUCUAGAAACUUAAUUUUUAAUUUUUAGUACUUAGCAACAAAAAACAAUUAGAUUUAUAAAUGCUUCAACGAUAUAAAUAUAAUUGAAUCUAUGAUAUUCAUUAUAUCGCAAUCACCCUAUGAAUCACUUCAUUCCAAGAAUGCAGUGAAGACGUUUCAUGCAAACAACAUCAAAAUUUUUGUAAUUUAAAAAUCCUCGAAGGAUGUUUAGGAUCACGAAGCACUAAAGUGAAUGGUAAUUUUCGGUGACUUCUUUCUUAGAUUCACGAGUAAUAUAAUUCAAAAUUAUGAAAUAAAAUACAAAAUAUUAAAGUUUAAUUAAUUAUUAUAUUAUAAAUUGGAAAUGUCAAUUUAUUAUAGAAAGAUAACGAUCAUUUGUCCUAAUACUGUUUGUUUUUGAAAAUUUUUUUUAUUUUAUUCGUCAAAUCAUGUUUGUGUUCUGCCAUUACCGACAUUAUUAAAGUCACUUACAAUACACUCUCUUGAAUAGACUAAUUCUUACAGCUAACGGUAGAAUAAAGUUUGGCUUAUAUAUCAGUAAAUCUUAAAUAAUCUAAGCAUUGACAUAAAUGUGUAACAGUACGCAUGUUCACAUUUGAUGUCCGGUUAUCAAGAGAGUAUAAACAUGAUGACAGUUAAAAGAAUUAAUAUAGCAGUAUGAGCAAAGAUGGAUAAUGGUGAGCAGUGAAAUCCAGGAUGCGUGUUUCAUCCUAUUUGGGACUCGUCGACUGGAUGUACUUGGAUCACAGAGUUAUUGGUCACUCCGACUCUCGAACCCAGUAUUAAGACUCAAUAUGUAGGUGAAUAACAUGGUGACGUUCGAAGCGAAAGGUACUGGGUUUGAGUCCCGGAGUAAACAUCAACUAUGGGGUGCAGAUACAUCCAGUUGAUGAGUCCCAGAUAAAGAUUAAACACGCGUCCUAGAUAUCACUGCCAGCCACCAUCCAUCUUUGCUUAUAAUUCUUAUGAAAUAAGGCAAUAUGGAGGCAAUCCGAACAGGAUAAACAUACGCCAAUAAAAGACUGAUCAAUCACAGUCCUAAACAUCAAUGGAAGAUUCAAGUAAACAGUACAAUAUAAAUUUAACAUAGCAGUGUUAUUAAUUAUAUUACAAAAUUAAGCAGAGUGAAUUCAGUUGAGAAACUAAAUAAAAUGGAAAAAUCCAAAGUAUGAUAUGAUUAUAAAGCAUGUGAAAAGGAUAAAAAAUGAAUAAAUACAUGCCAUUUUAUUUAUCCUUGAGUCAUAUCAUUUAAAGCUUUCAUCCGCUAAUAUCUGCCAUUGUAUAAAGUCUAAUUAGGAAAUCUGCAGCUCCCAACUUGUCUUAGUCACUGGCCUCAUAGAUUAAUUCUAACUAAAUCACAUCUUAUACACGUGUUGUUUAUCAUUAUCAUUUAAUUAUUAAAGGGAUUUACACCUUCACACUGGUUAAACACGUAAAUAAACUUUUCAACAUGUUUUAUUACAUUAGUAUUUAUUAGUCGUUGAAUAAUAUUUGUAUUAUACUGAAUAUGACUUUUUCCAGGUUAAUCUAUUACGUAGUUUA
Molecule: messenger RNA, 3254 nt
Organism: Schistosoma spindalis
Lineage: Eukaryota; Metazoa; Platyhelminthes; Trematoda; Strigeidida; Schistosomatidae
Source: the annotation of a GenBank genome assembly